Molecule: messenger RNA, 680 nt
Organism: Mytilus californianus (California mussel)
Lineage: Eukaryota; Metazoa; Mollusca; Bivalvia; Mytilida; Mytilidae
Exons: 4
Coding region: 2-616 (204 amino acids)
Source: RefSeq, a predicted model, not a curated record
AAUGAAGGGCUUUGUAAUUCUAGUUGCAUUCUUAGAAUUUGUAAUAGUUACCAGUUUAACUAAACGAAAAGCGGUCAGUUUAUCCUUGAAUGCACCGAAUAAGAUACCAAUUCGUGGUUUCUUAUUAGAUGAUAAUUAUGACAAGGUUUCACCUUCGAAAUUAAAGUCGAUUGAAAAAGUGAUGAAAUCCCAACAGUACCAAUUGAACAAAAUGAUAGCAGUUUCAAAGGAUAACAGCAACAGCGUUUCUGCAAUUAAAUCCGACCUCACAGAUCUUAGUAAAGCGGUCACUGGUUUGCAAAAAGCACUAAGGAAACAGGCUAAUCCGGCUAAUGGUGGAUACAUUGGAUGUUACAAAGAUGACGGUGUCAGACAUCUCAAACAUAAAGUUUCGAGCUUGGGGAGUUCUAUAACCUUAGCUAAAUGCCGUGAACAUUGUAAAGGAUAUAAAUACACAGGCUUACAGUAUAGUACAUACUGUCUGUGUGGAAAUGUACUAGAAAACAAAAAGUAUCCAAAAGUAGCAGAUUCAGAGUGUAACAUGGCUUGUGCUGGAGAAAAAACUCGAAAGUGCGGAGGUGGCUGGAGAAACUCGAUAUAUCUAGUCAAACCAUAAGCGAGAUGAGAAAACAGAAAACACACAGAAGAUCAGCAUCAAAAAUAAAAUAAUUGCAAUUUUA